Molecule: messenger RNA, 2161 nt
Organism: Phaeodactylum tricornutum CCAP 1055/1
Lineage: Eukaryota; Bacillariophyta; Bacillariophyceae; Surirellales; Neidiaceae
Exons: 3
Coding region: 40-2157 (705 amino acids)
Biological process (GO): rRNA processing
Molecular function (GO): RNA binding
Source: RefSeq, a predicted model, not a curated record
AAAACACUUCGAUCUCGCUCGAGGUGGCUGUGUGAGACCAUGGGGAAGCCGAACAAGAAGGACAAGAAACUCCGUGCUGGGGAAGAAUCCCGCGACUUGGACCUCGAGCGAGAAGAAUCGUCCAAAGUCAAAAUCGAUGAUCGGUUUGCCUCGGUCCUCACUGACGAGCGCUUUCAGUUGGACGUCCAAGACAAAUACGGCCGUCGACGCAAACAGAAGGACAAGGCCACAGAAGAACUGAGUACGUUUUAUACAGUUGAAGAUGGUCAUGACAAGCAAUCUUUUGCUGAAACUGAGAAACUGGCGAACAACGGUAGUUCGGACGACUCUUCGGCGUCUUCCUCCGCCGAGGCAUCGGAGCAAGGCGAACUAGAAGUCGACGAAGAUCCGGCAUCGCGAAUCGCUUAUUUAACUGCCCUCUCUCGUGGUGAAGUCGAUGUCUCUUCAUCGUCCGAAGGCGAGGGGGAAAGGGACGAAACGGAUCGAUCCCUGUCAGACAGCGACGACGAAUCGGUUGGCGGUAGUGAAGAUCCAGUGCUCGGAAUGGCGGGUGUCCUGGAUCCAUCGACGAACAUCGAAGAGGAAGUGGAGUUGACAACAGAAGUUUCGCCGUUUCUUGCUGUCAUGAACAUGGACUGGAUGAAUGUGCGGGCAGUCGACAUUUUUGCGAUUGUGUCCAGCUUCACUCCACCAGGCGCGGUGAAAAAAGUUCAGGUUUAUCCGAGUGAUUUUGGCAGGGAACGCAUGGCACAAGAGGAAAAGUUUGGUCCAGCAGGUCUUUGGAAGAAAUCAAAAACAAAAAACACUGGGGACAAUAUUAAAGAUGACGAUGAUGACAACGAGACAGAUAAUUUGAGUGCCGAAGAUGGCGGUUACUUAACCAACUCUGAAGAAGAUGGCGAUUCUGUUCCGGAAAAUAUCGAGGGUACUCCUUCUAUGACACUGCAUAAUUCGGGCAAGACCGACUUUGAUCCUGAGAAACUACGUGCUUACGAGGCUUCGAGGCUCAAAUACUACUUUGCUGUCGUCGAGUUCAGUAGUCCAGGUUAUGCCGAUGUUGCUUACAAAGAAGUUGACGGCUUGGAGUUUGAGUAUUCGAGUUCUGCACUGGAUCUCCGAGCAAUUCCACCAUCCAGUAUUGACGACGUAACGAAAGAGCGUACAAUUCGGGGCAAGCUUGGGGAGCUUUGGCGGAAACGGACGGACUUGAAAGCUUAUCUUGCAUCUGACAAUUCGAGUGACGAAGAGGAGAAUGAAAAAGCCGGCAAGUCGUCUCGAAUGCGCAAGAUGCUUGGCCUUGAUAGCGACGACGAAGACUCCAAUGGCACAGAUCAGAAUUCGGUUUCAUCUGGUUCGUCGUCCGAAAAAGAAGGAGAGGAAAAAGAAGACAGUGCUUAUAUUAAAGAAGCACUCUUCAUCCCGGGUAAAAGCACCCUAGAGGAAUCAAUUCGAUCCAAACUUGAGAAUAAGGAGGAUGCCGUUGAGCUCACACCUUGGGAAAAGUACCAGGAAAAGCGAAAACUAAAAAAACGUGAAAAACGCAAGGAAUCACGAGAAAAACGGAAAGAGAUUAACGAGAUCCGUAAAGGCGAAAAGCCAAGAAAGGAGAAGAGCGGUGACUCGUUUUUCAUGGAAGCCAAGGAGAGUGAAGGAAUAGACAAUGAUUUUCUCCCUUCGCAAUCAAAAGGCGAGCUGGAACUCUUGGUGGCUGGUGAGAAUGAUGUUGGCGAAGAUCGUGACUACGAUAUGCGAGGCCUGCAGCGUUUGGAAAAAAAUAAAGACAAAAAGUUCACGGGAUCCCGCAAACGUAAUGAGGUGGCGCUGGCGGCGAAUGUCACUGGUACCGAAUUUCACGUCGACACCUCUGAUCAACGGUUUAAGGCUGUCUUAGACGGUACGGAUGAUCGCUUUGGCAUAGAUAGAACUGAUCCGAGCUUUAAAGAGACGCCUGCCAUGCGAGAGAUUUUGAAAGAGCAGACGUUACGACGAAAAGACAAGCGACGAAGAAAAUCCACAAAGGCGGAGUCUGCUUCGAAGCAGAAAGUUGUACCCAAUGUCAGCGCGGAAGCUACUUUGACAUCGACUGGCGGUGCGUCAGCACUAAGUUCACUGGUGUCAAGUCUCAAAUCAAAAAUAGUCAGGCCAAGCACUACUUAACUGU